Molecule: messenger RNA, 2349 nt
Organism: Anopheles marshallii
Lineage: Eukaryota; Metazoa; Arthropoda; Insecta; Diptera; Culicidae
Exons: 2
Coding region: 1-2349 (782 amino acids)
Biological process (GO): regulation of transcription by RNA polymerase II
Cellular component (GO): nucleus
Molecular function (GO): protein dimerization activity
Source: RefSeq, a predicted model, not a curated record
AUGAACGACGCCGUUGUCGGUACGCUUGGUGCCGGCAGCAUCCUUACCGGAGACUCGCCAGAAGAUUCCCCAAUGAGCCCGACGGGCACGGGCGGCAGUGGCAGCGAGAGCAGCAACUCACCGAGCGCACCCUCAUCGAUUUCCUCCUCCACCAGCGGUUCGUCCGCGUCCACCUGUGAGGCAUCGUCACCACCGGCCGUCACCGCACAACCGGCACAGGUGCUCUACAUGCCCGUCGGGCUGGCCAACAUCAAGGAGGAACUGCCGGAACCGGAAAUACAGGCUGAUUCAGAACUAUCCCUGGAGGAAGGUCACGCAUUGGUUCAGGUGCUUGAAGACACGCCGAACGAUGAGGCACCUCCACCCGAACCGGAGGUGGAAAUACGUGCCGGCAAGGCGGACAAAUCCUUCCGCAAGCUCACCUCCGAUGGCUAUUCCGCAAAGUCGGCCGUCGUGCGUCUGCAGAUGGGCAAGGUUACCUAUCAGCUAACGGACCAGAUGCUCAAAUCCGGUGCCCUUGCCGCGAUGCAUAACCCACUCCUCCUGACCAAGGAUCAACUCGAACGCAUGAUUGCCGAGAAAGAUCCCGAGCUGGAGUACCGGAAGCACCACAACAACAACAGCACCUGGCAGCGCUAUAUGCCGAUGUACUAUAAAGGCAUAAAGCAAAACUAUGUGCGAUGUCUAGAAUGUGGCUGGCUAGUACUGCAUAAGGCCAGUACCGGUACGGGUAGCUUACUCCGGCACCGCUGCAAAAUAAAAGUGGCUGGUGUGGAGGUGAAGCUCGAACCGAAGGUAUCCAGUAGCUGGAAUACUUCCCAGGGUAAACCGGCUCCGAUGGCUAAAUCGGCGGCAGCUAUAGUGGGUAAGGUCCAGCCGCCCCCAACGCCACCGUCAACGACGUCGGUAUCGACUCCACCUCAAAUGGUCAAGUACGGCGGUGGCGCGACCCUGCCACAGAGCGUAAAGGACGAGCUGGUCCGGCAGCAGGCAUGCGUACUGUACAAAGACAUCGUUAGUGCGGAUCUGUUCGAUCAGCCAAGCUUUCGGGCGCUCGCACAGAUGCUGGUCAACAUCGGUGCAUUUUACGGCCAGCAGUCGGAAGGAUUGCUGGCUUCACGUGACGCACUGCUCGAAACCGUACUGCCCGCCAUGUACCACGAGGCCAAGGGUCAACUCAACAAGGUGCUGUCCGACUGCGAUCUCACGUUCAGCUUCAGUCUGUUUCGGCACGAGCAUGAGCGCCGUAGUUACGUAGCCAUCAACGCCUAUACAGUCGCAUCGGACUAUUACUUCCGACCACUGCACGUGAAGACACUCGAUGUGACCGGACAGGAGGUUGCGUAUGUUGAACACCUGCAGCGUAUUAUCGAGGACAGUCUGGCACGGUCCUUUUCCGAUCCGAUAAAGCUAGUGUACGGUGGACCGCUGGAAGCGGAAGAUUGUACCGAAACGGAGAAACACCUGCGCAAUCAGCGCGAACAGUACGAACUGAUACCGUGUGCAGUGACGAUGCUGUGGAGCAUCAUGAAGCGUGUGCUGGAGAUGUUCCAGUGCGAUAGCGGCCGUUACCUGGAGCGUUUCAUGCUAAGCUCAUCGAACGAGGACGAGGAUGAGACUGUGCCACCAGAGCUUGCCGUACUUCAGCGCUUUCUCGAGCCAUUCCGGGAACCGAUCCGAGGUCUCGUCUCCGACACAGGGGUCACCAUCAGUGAGGUUGUGCUGUGGCGCAAAAAACUCGAGCUUAGCUUCCGUUCCGAGCCAGAAGAUGAGGAGGAGGUGCGGUUGCUGAAGGAAACAUUGCUGGGACAGCUGCGAGCACACUUCCCCCUGCACGACUACCACCGGAUAGCGGUAUUUCUGGACCCAAAGUUCAAGGGUCUUCGCUUUCUGGCCGACGACGAGCGUGACGAAACGUUGGCCAAGGUAAAGCAACACCUGCACGCCGACCUCGAAGGUAUUGAUCGGGUCAAGCGGGGCCAGUACGGUUCGCACGGAGUCCGCAAGCGGCGCAGUUCACUUCCACCGUCCGAGUUGCGGUUCUACGAGUUUAUGGACGCAUCGCUGAAGCUCGAAUGCGACGAUGUGGUGGACGACGAGAUACAGCAGUACGUGGACGUGAAGCUGGAGAGUGCGGUCGACAUAAUGUCGUACUGGCGAAAUGAGACGGCGUUCCCGCUGUUGAAGCGCCUGUGCCGGCGUAUACUAAACAUUCCUGCGGCCUGUGAUGAGAUGAGGCAGCUGUUCGGUCAGACCGGACAGCGUGACCUGCAGAAGCGGCGGCUUGCGUUAAGCGAUCGCGAGCUGGAUAUGGUGAUGUAUCUCCAUCAGAAUGUGAGCAGUCCUUGA